CACUAUCCUAACUAUCACUGCAUACAGCUAGGGUUUUGCUCUCUCUCCUUUCUUCCCUAUUUUAGUAUUUACCUCACAGCCUGUAGCCUGUACUCCCUCUCUCUCUCUUCUUUCUCUCUCCUAGGGAAACCAGAAGGCCAACAAAAAGGGCCAAAAAGAAACGAGGAAAUGCAGCUCCCAAAACACACUUUCUCCUCUCUCUCUCUCCUCCUCUGAAACCCAAAAACCAGAACAAUGUAUGAUCUUUGAAAACCCCAGAAAUCCACACCCCCACCCAAUUCACCAAAAACGCCAUCUGGGGUUCCACCAAAAUGCAUUCCCAAACCCAAUGGCUUUGCCUUUUCCUCUUCUCCCUGCUGCUUUUGCUCCCCAUUGCAAAACCAGAUCUGGCUUCUGACCGCGCCGCUCUACUGGCCCUGCGCUCCGCCGUCGGCGGCCGAACUCUGCUUUGGAAUGUGAACCAGACCAGCCCAUGUUCGUGGGCUGGCGUCAACUGUGAGGACAACCGUGUCACGGGGAUUCGUCUUCCCGGCGUGGCUCUAUCCGGCGUAAUCCCGAGUGGCAUUUUUGGAAAUCUGACUAGUCUCCGCACUCUCAGUCUCCGUCUCAACGCUUUAAGGGGUCCUCUGCCGUCAGAUCUCUCCGCCUGUGUUACUCUUCGUAACCUUUACUUGCAGGGGAACCUUUUCUCUGGCGAAAUCCCGGAGUUUUUGUACAGUCUACACGACUUGGUCCGGCUGAACUUGGCGUCCAACAAUUUUUCCGGCGAGAUCUCACUGGGUUUCAACAAUCUCACCCGCCUGAGGACUUUGUAUCUUGAAAGCAACAAGCUUUCUGGAGCGAUUCCUGAGCUGAAGCUUCCUAAUCUCGACCAGUUUAAUGUAUCCAACAAUUUGCUAAACGGGUCUGUUCCGAAGCAGUUGCAGUCUUACUCUUCAAGCUCGUUUCUGGGUAAUUCGCUAUGCGGGCUUCCGCUUGAUGCUUGCCCUGGAGACGGCGGAGGAGAUAUAAACAUGAAUGACAACCACAAAGGGAGAAAGCUUUCAGGUGGUGCUAUUGCCGGUAUUGUGAUCGGAUCCGUGCUGUCUUUUUUCGUGAUUGUCAUGCUUUUGAUCUUUUUCUGCCGAAAGAAGAAGAGCAAGAAGACGAGCUCCGUCGACAUCGCCACCGUGAAGCACCCGGAAGUCGAGAUUCCCGGCCGGAAGCUGCCCGCGGAGGCUGAAAAUGUGGGAUACGGAAAUGGGUCUUCGGUGGCGGCUGCUGCGGCGGCGGCGAUGGUGGGGAAUGGGAAAAGUGAAGCCAAUAGCGCGGUUGGUGCUAAAAAGCUGGUGUUUUUUGGCAAUGGGGCGAGGGUGUUUGAUCUGGAGGACUUGUUGAGAGCUUCGGCGGAGGUUUUGGGGAAGGGGACUUUCGGGACCGCGUACAAGGCGGUUCUGGAGGCUGGGACUGUGGUGGCCGUGAAGAGGCUGAGGGAUGUGACAAUUUCGGAGAGCGAGUUUAAAGAAAAGAUUGAAGCUGUGGGAGUGAAGGAUCAUGAAAAUUUGGUGCCUCUGAGGGCCUACUAUUUCAGCAGAGAUGAGAAGCUUCUUGUCUAUGAUUACAUGCCUAUGGGAAGCUUAUCUGCACUUUUGCACGGAAACAAAGGAGCAGGCAGGACCCCAUUGAAUUGGGAAAUCAGGUCCAGAAUUGCCCUUGGAGCUGCCCGUGGAAUUGAAUACCUACACUCUCAAGGCCAAACUGUCUCGCAUGGAAACAUCAAGUCAUCCAACAUCCUGCUAACAAAGUCCUAUGAAGCUCGGGUUUCUGACUUCGGCCUAGCACACCUUGUUGGUCCCUCAUCCACUCCCAACCGAGUUUCUGGCUACCGGGCACCAGAGGUUACUGAUCCUCGCAAGGUAUCCCAAAAGGCCGAUGUUUAUAGCUUUGGGGUAUUGCUCUUGGAGCUACUUACUGGGAAGCCCCCAACUCAAGCGCUCUUGAAUGAGGAAGGAGUUGACCUCCCAAGGUGGGUUCAGUCCAUAGUCAAAGAGGAGUGGACUUCAGAGGUUUUCGAUGUUGAGCUCCUCAGGUACCAGAAUGUCGAGGAGGAGAUGGUUCAGCUCUUGCAACUUGCAAUAGAUUGUUCGGCUCAGUAUCCUGACAAACGCCCUUCAAUCUCCGAAGUGACAAGGCGCAUUGAGGAGCUACGUCAUUCUAGCUUGCGAGAUGAGCAGCCCACGGUUGUCCGUGGUUUAGACGAUGUGUCCUCUCGAUGAGUUGAGUUGCUCAGGGCCGGCCCUUCGGCCAUCUUCCCUCAUGGAUUUGCAGGGCAAUUCCUUGCUUUGUUGUGUUAAAUCUGGUGGUUUUGUUGUAUGUUAAAAAUCCAAGUCUUCCUCUCACUUUCCUUAGGAGCCAAAUUAUAAUUUUUUUUUUUUUUUUUUCACCCAAUUGUUCCCCAUUGCACUAGUUUUUUUUUACUGCCCUUUUAGGUACACUUUUGGGGUGGAUAUCAGUUCCAUUUGUUGUUGGUGGAUGAUGGUUUUAUGUAAUUAUUACUUCACCUUU
Molecule: messenger RNA, 2544 nt
Organism: Pyrus x bretschneideri (Chinese white pear)
Lineage: Eukaryota; Viridiplantae; Streptophyta; Magnoliopsida; Rosales; Rosaceae
Product: probable inactive receptor kinase At1g48480
Exons: 2
Coding region: 312-2255 (647 amino acids)
Biological process (GO): protein phosphorylation
Molecular function (GO): ATP binding; protein binding; protein kinase activity
Source: RefSeq, a predicted model, not a curated record